Molecule: messenger RNA, 980 nt
Organism: Myotis davidii
Lineage: Eukaryota; Metazoa; Chordata; Mammalia; Chiroptera; Vespertilionidae
Product: olfactory receptor 10P1
Exons: 1
Coding region: 25-963 (312 amino acids)
Biological process (GO): G protein-coupled receptor signaling pathway
Cellular component (GO): membrane
Molecular function (GO): G protein-coupled receptor activity; olfactory receptor activity
Source: RefSeq, a predicted model, not a curated record
UGCCGUAGGUUCUAGCCUGAAGUGAUGACUAAGGAAAAUCAGACUCUGCCUGAAUUCAUCCUUUUAGGAUUCUCCGACCUCAGGGCCCUGCGGGGCCCCCUGUUCUGGGUGGUGCUUCUGUUUUACCUGGUCACUUUGCUGGGUAACUCCAUGAUCAUCCUCCUCACCCGGGCCAGCCCUUCCCUGCACUUGCCCAUGUACUUCUUCCUGCGCCACCUCUCGGUAGUGGAGCUCCUCUACACCACCGACAUCGUGCCCAGGACCCUGGCUGACCUGGCCUCCCCGCGCCCCCAGGCCAUCUCCUUCCAGGGCUGUGCCACCCAGAUGUACAUCUUCAUUGUCCUGGGCAUCUCAGAGUGCUGCCUGCUCACAGCCAUGGCCUACGACCGCUACGCCGCCAUCUGCCGACCCCUGCACUACUCCAUCCUCAUGAGCAGGCGGGCCUGCGUGGCCAUGGUGAGCAUCUCCUGGCUCAUGGGCAUCAUCACAGCCACCACCCACACCUCCCUCAUCUUCACUCUGCCUUUCCCCCGCCACCCAAUCAUCCCGCAUUUCCUCUGCGACAUCCUGCCCGUCCUGAGGCUGGCAAGUGCUGGGAAGCACAGAAGCGAGAUCUCUGUGAUGACAGCCACUGUGGUCUUCAUCAUGGUCCCCUUCUCUCUGAUUGUCACCUCUUACGUCCGCAUCCUGGGCGCCAUCCUGGCAAUGGCCUCCACCCAGAGCCGCCGCAAGGUCUUCUCUACCUGCUCUUCCCACCUGCUCGUGGUCUGCCUCUUCUUUGGAACGACCAGCAUCACCUACAUCCAGCCCCAGGCAGGCUCCUCGGUGACCACAAACCGCAUCCUCAGCCUCCUCUACACAGUCGUCACACCCAUGCUCAACCCCAUCAUCUACACCCUUCGAAACAAGGAGGUGGCGGGGGCCCUGCGGCACAUGGUGAAGAGGCAGGUCUUCUCGCCCUGACGGGACUCGGGGGUGCC